AUGCUCAGUAACAGAGAUACUGAAUUAUCGUCAGUGGAUUCAGAUAUGAGUGAAUUAACAAAGAAAUCAAAUAAUCUUCUAAACUCUUCAAAACUUCAUGAGAUGGUGGAAUACAAUAACAACAGUGAUUAUAAACAAAUGAAUAAACUUGUUGAAAAGUUAACAAAAGAAAAUGCCUAUUUACUGCAUAGUCAAACAAAAGCUUUAAGUGAAUUGAAUAAAUUACGAGCGUAUAUUGAACUAGGCAGAGCUGAUGAGAUGUAUGCCCAGAAAACAGAUACCAGAGAACCAUCAACACAUAAGUAUAUAUGUGAGACUGAAUUAUUAGAAAAGUUGAAAUGUCUAGAGAAUAAGAAUUUUCAAUUAAAUCAUGAACUUGAACAAGCCAACAUUUCGAUACGCAGUUUACAGACAGUUUUAGAAAUUCAAGAGAAACAGUUAUUUGGCAAAAGUGAUGAUAAAAUAUCAAAUGCUGAUAAUAAUAAAUCAGAAAAAGUCGAGAAAUUACUUUCUGCAUGGCGUAAACACGUUUUACGCUUACUCAUUGAAGUAGAAAAUCUUAAAACUGAUAAAUUGCACACUGUAGCCAAAUCACAACGGGAUUGUGAAAAAUUAUCUUCAGAUGUUGAGUCAUUGAAAGCGAAUUUUGAAGCCAAUGAAUUUAAGCUGAAGGCUAGUAGUGCUGCACUGGAUAUUGAAAUGAAUAAAAGACAGGGACUCGAGAAGGAUUUAGAAAACUUACAAUCAGAGUUGUCAAGAGCUCAGUCAGAUUAG
This is a messenger RNA of Trichobilharzia regenti, 774 nucleotides long. NCBI's taxonomy places the organism in Eukaryota, Metazoa, Platyhelminthes, Trematoda, Strigeidida, Schistosomatidae. The record is from the annotation of a GenBank genome assembly.